AUGGAGAGGCUGUUAUACGAAAAGAACGCAGAUACCGCGGAAUUGAUACAAUCGGCAAAGCGCAUGGUCAGAAAUUUAGCGGUUGAAGCUGACACCAAGUUCAGAAGGCAUGGGUUCAAACUGGAAUUUUACCCGGUUCAUGAACUAUGCCAAACAAUGUUUGACGAGCUAUUCGGCUUACUGAAAGAAAACAUGCAGCUUUUGUACGAAAACUCUUCGUGGAACUGGGUUGAAUCUGCGAAGAGGAUGGAAAUGCGAGAAGACGAGGCACUGUACUUGGUGGUUUUCAACGACGAACGUUUAGUCGGCUUUACUCACUUCAGGUUUGACGAAGACUACGGGGACGCAGUGCUCUACUGCUAUGAGAUCCAGGUCUGCCGCUGUUGGCAGCGACGCGGCAUCGGUCGCAUGUUAAUGGAAGUCCUCUUGCGGAUGGCGACACACUGUCAUGUGACGAAAGUGGUUUCGACUGUGUUUAAAAGCAACAUUCAAAGCCGCCAGUUUUUUCGUAGCAUGAAUUUCGCUGUGGACUCUACCUCUCCGGAAAGUGAGGAUGUCGAUUACAUUAUUUUGAGUAGAAAUCUUUGA
Messenger RNA from Soboliphyme baturini, 588 nucleotides. The record is from the annotation of a GenBank genome assembly. Lineage: Eukaryota; Metazoa; Nematoda; Enoplea; Dioctophymatida; Soboliphymatidae.